Bursaphelenchus xylophilus (pine wood nematode) is the source of this 2470-nucleotide messenger RNA. The record is from the annotation of a GenBank genome assembly. NCBI's taxonomy places the organism in Eukaryota, Metazoa, Nematoda, Chromadorea, Rhabditida, Aphelenchoididae.
AUGCGCGGCUUCGGCUUCAAGGACAAUGGCUUCUUCAUCUGUACCGAGACCACUCCGAGAUGUUUUGUUAUUCAAGAGGUGAGGAAUUAUCAAACUUUGCGUAAAUCUGAUGAGUCAUCGUUUUGGCCAAGUCCAGAGGUCACGUCAUUUCGACUUUUCGAUAACUUCGUUUGCAGAACACCACGUGAUUUUGUUUAUUUACCCUUUUAUUUACUCCCUCUCUUAAGGUGAGCGAUGUGAAUCGCGCCUUGAAUGACAUAAACAAGAACUCGGCCCGGAAUGGCGACAACAAUCGACAGCCACCGGCCGAGUCGUCGCCUCACAUCCCCUUCCUCCCGUGGUGGUUCACUUCCGAAUGUAGACAGCAACUCCUCAGCGUGCCUGGCCCUCAAGGCCGUUCCACACCCUCAGGCUAUGAGCCUUCUUCGACCCCCGAACCCCCAUCCCGAUUAUCCCCCGAACAGUUGAAUCAGCGCCUAAAGAAUCAGCUCGAAUACUACUUUAGUCGGUAAGGGACAGGAUGACAUUUAAAUAUUCCAAAUUUAGGGAGAAUCUGAUGAAUGACAGAUAUCUGAGGUCGCAGAUGGACGCCGAUCAAUACGUGCCUAUCAAGACCGUAGCGGGAUUCCCGAAGGUCUCCAAGUUGACGGAUGACUUCAAUUUGAUUGUACAGGUACUCCGAGGUAAGAAUUUUGCAGAUUUUAGUAUUCUAAGUACGUUUUUAUCUCAUGAAGACCUCAAAUCCCAUCAAAUAUUUUUCUGUUGUGAAUGUGUAAAAAGUCCUUCAGCUCUAAUCCACCAAUGAAUAAUUUUUUCAGACUCUCCUCAAGUCCAAGUAGACGAGUCGGGCCUGAAAGUGCGGCCAUGUAACAAGCGAUGCACGAUAAUCUUGCGUGAAAUCCCCGAGGACGCAAAGGAAGAGGAGGUUAAGGCCAUGUUUGAUGACUGUGUCAACUACGUGUCGCUGAGUUACGGACUCAACAACAGCUGGUAUGUGACAUUCGCGACCGAGGAGGAUACCCAGAAGGCCUUCAUGCAUCUGCAGAGCCUUGGCCGGACGUUUCGUGGCAAGCCCAUUUAUGUGAGUUGCGCUUGCCAUAUGGGAUGUGUUUAAAAGUUGUUCAUCUAGGUCCGCGUUUGGAAUAAUUAUAUUGUAUUAUAAUUCAAUUUAAUAUAGACAAUUAAAACUUUACUUGAAUAGACAGAAAAAAUAUAAAUUAAAUCAUAGGAUGAUCUAAAAUAGCGUAAUAAUUUCAGGCGCGCAUAAAGACAGGUGGAGCGCCGAUUGUAACAGAUUCGUAUCAGUUCGGAGCCGAGGACAAGAUCACGACCAAUGCCGGCACUGCUUACAAAACGAAUGUGGGGAUGUCACCGGGCGGGGAGACCGUGAUAACAGGUCAGAUCACCAUCCACGACCUUCCCUUCGCCAUCAAUGACAUUCCCAAGACCUCCAAUGACAAGGAGAACUCCAGUUUCUCUUUGGGUCAGAUUCUGGCCAGCUCUGGAUUUGUUCCGAGAGCCAGUUUUCGACCGAGUGUUACUAGUACGGCCGCCAUGGCUGCGGCUCAGGGAACGGACAACAGUGGGGCUGCAAUGCCUGCAUUCAGCACUCCGACGGUCCCAGCUUCCAUGCCCAUCUCGGUGGGGUCUCUACAGAACAAAUUCUUGAGUAAUCGAGGAUAUUCUACUGGUAAGACUAAAGAAUUUGCUUUUUUGGUAAACGUUAUUGUCAUACAUAUGUAUACAUCUUCAAAAACUGGUGUUUAUCUUUAUUUAUUCUAGAAAAACCAUCCAUCCCGGAUUCCAAGCACAAAUUUGCGAACGAAGUUUACUCGGAGAGGUCCAGUUUCAGUUACAAAUCUCGGCCAUCCAAUCCCCGAAGAAGUCCAUAUCCAUCAAAUCCCACAAAUCAUAAUCAAAAACCACCCAAGGCACAGAAAACGGUCGAGUUUAAGGAAGUGUAAGUUCAUUUUCAUUAUUCUUUUUAAAAAAUAUUUUUUUGCGGUAAAAAUUUUAUCAAUUUUGUAACUUUGAAUUAUCAAAACUCGAAAAGUAAUUUGCUUGCAUUAAAACAGAUAACCGAAUAUCGUUUAGAGAGAAGCCCAGGAGUAUCCCCACCACCCCCGUCACACCCGUCAACAAUUCCCCACCAACUCCGACCAACAAUAACAAUAAUAACACCCCCUUUCCUCCAGUCAAAUCAGCCAUGAAGCCAAUAUCGAAAUGGAAAGCGCGAGAAGAAAAGGAAGAAGAAGCCGAAGUACAUCAAGAUGCUAAUCAUGAUACCACCAAGUUUGGAGAGACCGACUUCCCUUGCCUGAUCGAAGAGGAACGGCCGGUGAAGACGGUGCAGAUAAAAGAGACCAAAAAGCCCCAAUUUAAUGCAGUGGUGGCCAGAAAACAUCAACCACCACCUCCCAAGGUCGAAGACAAACGCAGGACAUAUGCACAGACAGUUAAGAAGUGCUAA